CCUGGCUCUUGCGCAUGCGCGUCCCUCACGGCGACAGGGAGAGAGCUGACUGACUGUGGGUUACCAUUACCAGUGCUGGCAAAUGGGGGGCACUGAGAGCACCGGCGGCAGGAAGGUGUCCUUCGGGAUGGAUGAGGAGGACAGGGUGCAGGUGCUGCGAGGACUCAGGCUUUCUGACGAUGUUGUCAACCGGAUGAAAGAGUCUUCGACGAAAAGGAGGGAGCAGAACACAUCUCCCAAGUCAGAAUCUCCGCCGUAUCCAGAGUCUUUCACCAGGGGCGAGACUGCACCCAGUACAGCAGAAGUGAAGGCCAAAGGCCAAGGUAUUCCGAGUCCAGCUGCAGGAGGUAGCAAACGACAGUCCACGUAUGCAGAGGAAGACCUGUACAGGAGGUAUGAGCGAGAACAGGCCAUUAUCCAGGAAGAACUGGCCCGUAUCGCCUGGAAAGAGCGGGAGGCAGCGCAGGAUAAGUACAGCUCGGCUAUCCUGCGUGAGAAGAACUACACCAGCCAAGAGCGCAGGAAAGCAGAACAGUUGCCGCCGGAUUUGGAUGAGCGGGCCAAGGAACUCAAACGAAAGGAGGAAGAGCUUAAGAACCUAGAUGCUUUCCAUAAGGAGCAGCUGGCCAGCAUUGAGAAGAAGAACCUGGAGAUUUACAAGCUGACCGCGGCACAGUUCCACACUGCCGCAACCAACGCCGAGCUCCGAGUGAAGAAGAGAAGCUACGACCCGGUGUGCAUGGAUCUUCAGUCCAAUAUCCUGAAAUGUUACACAGAAAACCCUCAGGAGCUGCUGAGUUGCAGCGACCUAGCCAAGGAGUACCGAAGCUGUGUGAGGGAGGCGCAGAAGAACCUACUCUUCCGUCACGGCUAACACGUCCAUCGCAGGAAAAGAAGAAGAUCGUACGGAAAAUGGACGACAGAGGAAUUUACAAGUUGGGAAAGUUUUGAAUAAUAGUAAAGAUGGAAAGUUACGAUAUAUAUCCUCUGUCCAAAAUGUAAGGUUUGCCAGAUGCAUACACGGGGUGAAGGCGGCCAUUUUGCCUGUUGAGCCAUCCUAAUAAUUCACUGAUAGGCUGCAUUCUCAUAAAAUGGCCGCCUUUAGUCUGAGUAGGUGAGACUUAAACAUGCCUCUAUGCUUCUCAUCAUAACUCCUGUUAUUAAGUCUACAUACAAUUUAGUCUCUGUCUAUAUGUGAUGCAUUCCAAACAAUAAAAGAAAAAGAGGGAUUGGAAAACCUUAACUUUGUCUCCUCAGGAUCAACACGUUGUCGCUCACAUUUUCAGCCAAUCACAGAGAUGUUUAAUAAACAUCUCUGUGAUUGGCUGAAAAUGUGAGUGACAAUGUGUCACAUUGUUUAUUAGCCAUUCCCGUAGUUUACUCUUCAGAAUAAACCUUGUUCUAGUGAUGAAUCCUCAAUAUAAACUAAUUAUGAACAGAAGAUGAAAUUGUAUUCAGUAAUUGUAGUUAUUUCUUUUAUAUUUUCUGCGUAUGUAUAGUGAUAACAUUGAAGGGCACUCAUGGUGUAAUACUUUCACUCCAAAUAUAUAUUGUUAAUAAACCUAUAUCUGCAUAUGGACCCAAACUUG
Pseudophryne corroboree (corroboree frog) is the source of this 1589-nucleotide messenger RNA. RefSeq names its product coiled-coil-helix-coiled-coil-helix domain containing 6 (gene CHCHD6). The transcript has 9 exons. Gene Ontology annotation, cellular component: MICOS complex; mitochondrion. The record is from RefSeq and is a predicted model, not a curated record. The coding region runs from base 83 to 874 and encodes 263 amino acids. NCBI's taxonomy places the organism in Eukaryota, Metazoa, Chordata, Amphibia, Anura, Myobatrachidae.